AUGAGGAUAACUACUUUGGAGGAUAUAACUUCCGUUGCCGGAGCCUUUGAACGGGCUGGCAUUAAUAUCGAAUUAUCUCAUCGGAAAGGUACCUUUACUCAUCCCGGACGUUAUGUCGCCACGUUCUUGAACAUGAUUCUCUGGUCUAUGGCACUAAUUACGUACUCAAUAAAAAACUUCAAUGAUGUCGAUAAAUUAGUUCCGACGUUGCUAUAUGAAAUGCAAUUCUUGCUUACGAUAUCCAAAAGUUUAGUCUUUCUAGCGCGUCGAAAGCAAUUUUUGCGCCUAAAUGAGGCUUUAGAGAAGCUGGCUUGGAGAGGCAACCAAAGUGAACGGGAACUAUGGAAUCAUCAGAAUCGCCGCGUACACCCUAUAACGAGAGCUUAUGAUAUCUCCUGUCGGCUGACUAUCGGCUCUUCCGCACUUCUGCCAUUACUGAAGUUACUCUAUUAUUACAUCUGGUACAAUGAAGUUGUUUUAACUCUACCUAUGCCGGGCACAUUUCCUUACGAUAUCAGCGUACCCUUCUUCUACAUAUUAUCAAGUUUUUCCUCCGCAUUAGUCGGAUUUUAUUGCUGGAAUAGUGCCACCGCCGUGGAUGGCUUAUUCGGUUGGUUUCUCUACAACAUUUCGGCUCAUUUGCAAAUUAUGCGUCUUAAGUUGGAACAUCUUUUACAACUACAAGCAGAUGGCCCACAAUUUCAAGUGGAUUUCGCCGCUUUCAUCACCUACCAUAAGCAAAUAAUUUCACUAACACUGGAGCUCGAUGCUGUUUAUGCGCCAAUCAUUUUCUUAGAAGUCAUAUCCUCUGGUAUACCUAUUUGCUUACUCGCCUAUCAGUUGACCUAUCUAUCUGAUCCAAGCAGUCUGAUCUUUAUUUGUGCACUGCUGUCGGCUAUUGUAUUACAGUUAUUGCUUUAUUGUAUGGGCGGUGAGAAGAUCCAAAGUGAGUGUGAAGAGCUAUGUAAAAAUAUUUACCUACUGAUUCCAUGGUACAACUUACCGCCAAAGCAUUGUCGCCUAUAUCUCAUGUCGCUCAUGCGUUCGCAACGAGUUCUGGCUCUAAGGGGCUACUUCUUUACAGCAAAUCAUAGUCUACUUGUAUGGGUUUUCAGAACAGCUGGCUCAUUUACUGCAAUGUUAAAUACAUUGAAGGAUAAGCAGAAGUAG
This is a messenger RNA of Anastrepha obliqua, 1170 nucleotides long. Its product is annotated as odorant receptor 45a-like. Gene Ontology annotation, biological process: sensory perception of smell; detection of chemical stimulus involved in sensory perception of smell. Lineage: Eukaryota; Metazoa; Arthropoda; Insecta; Diptera; Tephritidae. Gene Ontology annotation, molecular function: odorant binding; olfactory receptor activity. The record is from RefSeq and is a predicted model, not a curated record. The coding region runs from base 1 to 1170 and encodes 389 amino acids. Gene Ontology annotation, cellular component: plasma membrane. The transcript is spliced from 6 exons.